Messenger RNA from Cokeromyces recurvatus, 1139 nucleotides. RefSeq lists its product as uncharacterized. The coding region runs from base 1 to 825 and encodes 274 amino acids. The transcript is spliced from 5 exons. The record is from RefSeq and is a predicted model, not a curated record. NCBI's taxonomy places the organism in Eukaryota, Fungi, Mucoromycota, Mucoromycetes, Mucorales, Mucoraceae.
AUGCCACGCACACCUAUUUACCCUGAAGUGGAGCAUUUAAUUUUCCUCAAGAAACGUGCAAAGCUAGAAAAGAUCAAUUCUGAAAGUAAAAAGGACAACUCAACCACUCAAAACCCUAAGAGAACAUUUCUUACCAAGAGGAGGGGCAUAACUCUGCAAGAAGCCCCCACUACAAAAAACUAUAAUCUAAAGCUAGCAGAACUUUUACAAAUUAAACUUGGAAUCAACUUAUCAAAGAUAUACUCUCUCUCUAUUCCAUUUGCAACUUUCUGCAAGAAUACUCCCAAACAAAGCCAGUUCUUUGGAAAAGUGAUUAGGGGCAGCUCAGAUGAUGUAGGGCCAAUUCUACAGGAUUACAAAGACACGAAAAGGGAAAUAUCUGCAGAACAGAAUCUAGAUAUGGUUCAACUUACAAGUUCUUUUGUUGAACUAUCCGCCACUUUAAAUGGUAGCUUGUUUGUUCCAGAAAAUAGAUUAAAGAAUUAUGGACAAUUUCUGCCAACUGCAUGUGAAACUAUCGCAACAACAUACAAUAACUACUAUGUUGAAAACUUUGAAAACAUUAUAUGGCAAAGUAUCCGAAUGCGAAGAUUGGCUGUAUCAAGAACUUGGCAUAUGAUCAAGUGCUUACACAUUCCUAGUCAUCCUCUAUACCUAAUGAUAUUCUUGCCCUUUUUUGAUCCGGAUGUGGCCAAUAAUCUUCCAAGUUUCUUAAAUCCUUUGAUUUCAGAAGUGAACAAUUGCCUGUCCAAGCUUCCAGUGUCUAAAGAAAGCUUAAACAAUGAACCCUUCAAAAUUCUAUCCGCAUUAAGGGCAUAUCCUUAAAAAAAAAAUACGAUGAUAUAUACAAGGCCCAUACUCCUCAAAAUGACAAAAGCGAUUUGAUCAAGUCCCUACUUCCAAGACGUUUUAGUCUAUUCCCGAAUUUUGGAUUGCACUGGCGAUUCAUAAAGAUGGAUGCUCAGAACCUAACCGGAAUUUUCCCAGAUGCCAAACAAAAAAAAAGCAAGCUAAUGAAUCUCUUUUCGAUCAUAAAGAAAUAUACUUCUAUCAAAUGUUUGACUUUAAGAAGCUGGGUAUUCAAAGGUAUACAUUACUACUACAUACAUCUAUAAAUCAAAUUGCUGAUGAAAAAAAAA